AUGUCGCAGCCGUUGUGGCUGAUGAUGGGGACUGCCUUUCUUCUGCGGACGACCCACACCACCGCUAGUGGGCGAAGAUAUCUCCUUUCCGCGAAGCACACCUUCGCACCGUGGCAGUAUGUGAAGGACCCCGAGCGGCUAAAGAUACCGGAGGAUUGCCGCAAGACAAGAUUCAUCAUCGGCCGUCUGUACCUCCCUGAUAAAGAGGGGCACGCGCUCGCCUCCAGUUCCAUGGAGUUGCAGCUUGUGGCGCUUCACCCGACGCUUGACGUUGCGUUGUUGGCACUGAAGGCGCCGUCUCCUGCUUCUGCUGGUGCGAGUGUGCAUGCAGUGCUCGGAGAGGUGGAGCGACGGGCAGAUGCGGCGGGCAGUGGCCUAGCGUUGUCUCCCAUCGACCCGGCGACGAGCACCACUUGUGUUGUCGCCGGUUAUCGUGGCGCGGGGUCGCUGGGGCUGCUUGAUACCUUCGACCCAGACUUGUUGCAAAAGCUACCGGCGGCGCAACGGGACGAGCUUUUGUCCAAGCUCCGGUGUGUGGAGGGCGAACAGGUGGCGGCCGUCGCGCAGGUGGAGGUGCUGCACGCUAGUGGGAUGUGCCGGGCUGUGCAGGGCCGCUGCUACCACGGCAUGUCGGGGGCGCCGGUGCUCGUGGACGAAGGGACGUGCGGCGGCGUGCUGUACGGGAAGCACGCGGAGUGCGCUGAGCAUUUGGGCUACACACCGGCGAGUUGCUUCGAGGAGUGGGUGCGGAGUGCCGUUGGGGCGGGGUAG
Trypanosoma grayi is the source of this 771-nucleotide messenger RNA. RefSeq lists its product as hypothetical. The coding region runs from base 1 to 771 and encodes 256 amino acids. The transcript has a single exon. The record is from RefSeq and is a predicted model, not a curated record. Lineage: Eukaryota; Euglenozoa; Kinetoplastea; Trypanosomatida; Trypanosomatidae.